Messenger RNA from Phragmites australis (common reed), 1610 nucleotides. Its product is annotated as mitochondrial outer membrane protein porin 6. Gene Ontology annotation, molecular function: voltage-gated monoatomic anion channel activity. The record is from RefSeq and is a predicted model, not a curated record. The transcript has 7 exons. Gene Ontology annotation, biological process: monoatomic anion transmembrane transport. Bases 292 to 1122 code for a protein of 276 amino acids. NCBI's taxonomy places the organism in Eukaryota, Viridiplantae, Streptophyta, Magnoliopsida, Poales, Poaceae. Gene Ontology annotation, cellular component: mitochondrial outer membrane.
UGGGCGGACCGGAUGAUUGGCGGCGCACAGCACCUCAGCUCCCUGUCUCCCACUCGAUCCGGCGGCUUCUUCUCUCACAAAGAAAAACUCGAUUCGGCCGCUCCGUGGCCGCCGCGAAUCUCCUCCUCCCACCAAAGAGGAAGAGCAGCAGCCGCCAGACUCUGGUGGUUCCACCGAAAAACGGCAGGUCACACUUCCCCCGCCGACGCGUCGAUUGGAUUGGAUUGGUGAUCCAUCCCAAUUUAGGGUUGUUUUGUUUCGUUGAUAGGACACCGGAUUGCUACGGGAAGGAUGAGCAAAGGACCAGUUCCAUUCCUCAAUAUUGGGAAGAGAGCAAAAGAUCUUUUGUACAAGGACUACAGUUUUGACCAAAAGUUUUCUUUGUCAACGUCUAGCAGCUCUGGCCUGGGUCUCACGGCCACUGGUGUGAAGAUCAAUGAAGACUUCAUUGGUGACAUACGGACACAGCAUAAAAGCGGUAGAACCACUGUUGAUGUCAUAAUUGAUAGUGAUUCUAAAGUGUCAACCACAGUCACUGUUGAUGAAGCACUCGCUGGUUUGAAGACUUUAUUCAGCUUCAGGGUUCCUGAUCACAAGUCGGGGAAGCUUGAUCUGCAAUACAUUCAUGAUCGUUUUGCACUGAAUUCUACCAUUGGUUUGGCAUCUACACCUUUGGUUGAGCUGGCCGCAACUAUCGGCACAAGUGAACUUAGUGUUGGUGCUGAGGUUGGGUUUGAUAGUACUUCAGCUUCUGUUACUAAGUACAACUCAGGGAUCGGGUACAACAAAUCGGAUUUCUCUGCCUCCCUACUAUUGGCUGAUAAAGGGGAGACUUUAAAGGCGUCAUAUGUUCACCUGUUCAAUCCAGCCAGUGGAGCUGCAGUGGCAGCUGAGGUAACACACAAGUUGAAAACAAAGGAGAACUACUUCACCAUUGGGAGCUCACAUGCCCUUGAUUCUUCAACAUUGCUAAAGACGAGAUUCAGCAACUCUGGGAAAGUUGGACUUCUCUGUCAGCAUGAGUGGAGGCCUAAGUCGCUUGUGACUCUCUCGGCUGAGUAUGAUCCGAAGGUGGUACGUUCACCUUCAAGAUUUGGUGUGGCCGUAUUGCUCAAGCCUUGAUGAUUCGGAUCACCUCCUGUACAACAGUACAAGCGUUACAUACUGCCUCCAAGAACAUAUGCUUUGGAGCUAUACCUAGAAAAGCUCUCCCGUUUUUAGCCUUUUUGGUAACAAUCUUGGCCAAAGGAGUAUUGUCUGGGAGUUGGACUUGUUUUGUGGAAUGCUUCCAUCAGAGCCAACUCCGCACCGAAAUUUUAAAAUACACAGGUUUGUAUUAGCGCAGAAGCUUUACUCUCUGCAUUUUUUUUCCCGUUUUGCUACUCAACGUAUAAUGACUUUGGAGGUGAUUCCACGCAAGGCUUGAGACCAUGACGGUUGUUGACAAAUCUGAUGAUAAGGGAACGCGUGUAUCCAGCAACUUCAGAGUGAACGCUGGAAUUUUGUGUUGGGUUGAUUCUUGUGAAAUUCAUGUACUCCGAGCGGGGUCUAGUUUUUAAUUAUGUUUAGAAAGUGAAAGAAAAUUUUAUAAGAUUCUAUCUUUCGAAAGA